Molecule: messenger RNA, 1333 nt
Organism: Eublepharis macularius
Lineage: Eukaryota; Metazoa; Chordata; Lepidosauria; Squamata; Eublepharidae
Product: calmodulin-1
Exons: 6
Coding region: 250-699 (149 amino acids)
Molecular function (GO): calcium ion binding
Source: RefSeq, a predicted model, not a curated record
GCUGCUCCUGGAGAUUGCCGCUCCCCCUCCCCACCCCAUUUCAUUUUAAUGCUGCGGCCGGGCGUCGGGACUCGUUUGCGGGGGCGGAGGGAUACGCGCGCGAGGGCGUGAGGGCGACGAAGGUUCGCCUCCUGCCGUUGGGCAAGAGAGGAGCGGGGAGGGGGCGGCGACUCAGCCCGGGGCGGAAGGAGACGGACACCAGCCGAGAGCUGAAAGGUCGCAACACCAGGUCCCCUCCCCCCCGUCACCAUGGCUGACCAGCUGACAGAGGAGCAGAUUGCAGAAUUCAAGGAGGCCUUCUCCCUCUUCGACAAGGAUGGUGAUGGCACUAUCACCACCAAGGAGCUUGGCACUGUCAUGCGCUCCCUGGGGCAGAACCCCACAGAGGCUGAAUUACAAGACAUGAUCAAUGAAGUGGAUGCUGAUGGGAAUGGCACUAUUGACUUCCCAGAAUUCCUGACUAUGAUGGCCCGGAAAAUGAAGGACACAGACAGUGAGGAAGAGAUCCGCGAGGCCUUCCGGGUCUUUGACAAGGAUGGCAAUGGCUAUAUCAGCGCUGCAGAGCUGCGUCAUGUCAUGACCAACCUGGGUGAGAAGCUGACGGAUGAGGAAGUUGAUGAGAUGAUCCGAGAAGCUGACAUAGAUGGGGAUGGACAAGUCAAUUACGAAGAGUUUGUACAGAUGAUGACUGCCAAAUAGGAAGAGCGACUGUCGCCCCUCCCCUUCCCUGUACAGAACGGAAGGACUGCUUAUCAUAGAGAUCUCACCCAGCCCCUCCUGUCUGUGUGGCACUCAUGCUCCAUCAACGCUUUAGCGGUUUGUGGCCAUUCUUUGCCGUCUCCCCCUUAUUCUCCCCCCCCCCACAGGACUAUGUGAACCUUUGCCCCGCCCCGCCCCGCCCCUUCCCCACCAUGUUUACACGCUAGUGCCCGUGCAGGGUGCUGCUGGGACACGGGAGAGCUGGUUAGGGAGUGGUAAAGCGGUGCUAAGCUCCUUGCGUUGAGAAGCUGGAGGGUGGGAGCAGUGGGGGUUUUCCUCCCGCCUUAUUGGCUCCAUCCCUGUCUUGCACCUGCUCAUCUGUCCAAAGGCCACAUCUCAGCAAGUGCGUAACCUUUGCAUCCCAUGGAGUGUCAUGUGCGGCUGACUGCAGUUGUCUUCCUGGGAGUAUCUGCAUAUCUUGGGUAUAUUGUAACUGUUAACUUCCUAAUAAUUGCCACGCCACGCUUCCUUCUCUCUUCCUUCCUAACGGCUUCAGGGAAUGCUUCUGUUCCAUUCCAGGUGGUGUAAGGUUUCUUUUCUCUUUUUUUUCCAAUAAAGUCUGUGUGUUUCAAAA